Molecule: messenger RNA, 1074 nt
Organism: Medioppia subpectinata
Lineage: Eukaryota; Metazoa; Arthropoda; Arachnida; Sarcoptiformes; Oppiidae
Source: the annotation of a GenBank genome assembly
AUGCUCAGGCACUUGAUGACUGCAAUGUUCACAACUAAACUACUGUUUACACCAACAGCUAUAAUAAUGUCUGCAUUAUUGCGAGACAUCGAGACCGCGGCCAAUGAGAAGUUGGAUCAACCGCUCAGGGAUUACCUAAAUCGCGGUGCUAUGGAUGACCUGACACUGAGGGCCAAUCGGGAGGCGUUCAGUCGGCUCCGUAUCCGACCCCGAUAUAUGGUAGAUGUGUCCCAUCGAGACCUCACUGUACAAGUGUUGGGCCAUACCAUACGGGCGCCCAUAUGUGUGUCCCCUUUCGGGCUCAACACCGCUGUUCACUCUAACGCCGAGUUAGACACGGCUAAAGACCAAUUCGGGACAAUAAUGGCUGUCAGCAGUGGCUCACGGGUGACACUGGAGGACAUCGCUGGUGCCGAACCCUCACUACACAAAUGGAUGCAACUAUUCAUAUACCGAGACCGGGAGGUGACGAGAGAUCUGGCCCUUAGAGCGCAGGCCAGCGGUUAUAAAGCCCUACUACUGACCGUCGAUAUGCCAGUGUUGGGACUCCGGUAUCACAACCAGAAAAACAAUUUCACUAACGCAGACAAUAGGGUUAAUUAUGAACCCUAUGGGGCGGGAGCUAGGGUGGCCGACAACGCUACCUGGGCCGAUGUGGCCUGGCUUAAGGCACAGGUGGACAUACCGUUGGUUAUUAAGGGUAUACUAACGGCAGAGGACGCGCGGCUGGCUGUGGACAGCGGGGCCGACGCUAUACUAGUGUCCAAUCACGGCGGUCGACAGUUGGACAGCGCACCUGCCACUUUAGAGGCGUUGCCUGAGAUCGUGGCAGAGGUGGGCCGCGAGUGUGAGGUCUAUCUGGACGGCGGUGUCCGCAGCGGUGCCGAUGUGUUCAAAGCCCUGGCAUUGGGCGCGCGGGCGGUGUUUGUGGGCCGACCCGUGUGUUGGGGUCUCGUCCAUAGUGGUUCAGAGGGAGUAAAGAGUGUAUUAGAAAUAUUGUAUACAGAAUUGGAUAACAUUAUGACAAUCACUGGCUGUCCGACCGUCGCAUCCAUUACUCCAUCACAUAAUUAA